AAAAAAUAGCUCUUCGUAGUUUUGAGGUCAACUUGGUGUCAACUUCCGGUAAAUCUGAUGACGACGUGAACUGACGCAACAUGCUCUCUAUACACCAUUAUAUUAGAUUUUAACCUAUCUCACAUCGUGUAUAAAAUACUGGAGACCCCAAAGCAUGUCAAAAGUAAUUUUUCUCCAUCCCGAUCUGGGAAUAGGGGGAGCCGAAAGAGCAGUGAUCGAUGCUGCCCUGGCCCUGAAAUCAAAAGGUAUGGACGUCAAAUUUGUUACAGCACAUCAUGACCCAGGACAUUGCUUUCAAGAAACUAAAGAUGGAACUUUUGAGGUGAUCACUGCUGGUGACUGGCUUCCACGGAGUAUAUUUGGGAAGUGUUAUGCCCUGUGUGCCUAUCUCAGAAUGAUCUAUGCGGCAAUAUACCUGGUUGUUUUUAGUUCUCUAACUUUUGAUCUCAUUUUUUGUGAUCAAAUUUCCGCAUGUAUGCCAGUGUUAAGAUUCAGCAGUGCCAAAGUUCUUUUCUACUGUCAUUUCCCUGACAUGCUACUGACGCAGCGGAAGAGUUUGCUGAAGAAGCUGUAUCGGACACCAAUUGAUUGGCUAGAGGAGAGGACAACGGGGAUGGCGCACUGUGUUCUCGUCAACAGUAAAUUCACAGCUGGCGUGUUCAGGGAUACUUUCAGCUCACUGAGCCACAUGAAGCCAGAGGUGUUGUACCCUAUCCCAGACUUUACUGCAUUCAACAAGCCGGUGGAGCCACCUACCAAGGAGCUGAUGCCCCAAAACAAAAAGUUGAUAUUUCUGUCAAUCAACAGAUAUGAGAGGAAGAAGAAUCUUGGUUUAGCAAUAGAAGCUUUUGGUCAGCUGACUGAGCGUCACCCUGAUGUGAAAGACAUUCACUUGAUAAUGGCAGGAGGGUAUGAUGAAAGGGUAACUGAAAAUGUAGAACACUAUCUGGAGCUUCGGCAGCUGUCGGAGAAACUGAAACUGACCGACAACAUCACAUUCCUGCGUUCUUUCAGUGACGCCCAGAAGAGAACACUGCUGACUCACUGUUCAUGUCUCCUGUACACACCUGACAAGGAACACUUUGGUAUUGUACCUAUUGAAGCCAUGUACAUGAAGUGUCCGGUGAUUGCAGUGAAGAGUGGAGGGCCCCUAGAGACGGUCGAGGACCAGAAAACUGGCUUUCUUUGUCAACCUAUUCCAGAUAGUUUUAGUGAAGCAAUGGACAAGUUUGUGAAGGAUUCUGGCCUCAGUAGGAAAAUGGGCAAUGCUGGGAAAGAAAGAGUGCUCGCAAAAUUCUCCUUUGAACAAUUUACUGAGAAAUUACAUGGUAUUGUUACAGGUCUUCUCUCAGGAAAGCCUUGAGUCAAUACGUGAAAGAGUGCCUUCCUUCUUGAAUGUAAGUUAUGUGACAGAACCAAAUAAACACUGAAAAUCA
This is a messenger RNA of Haliotis rufescens (red abalone), 1436 nucleotides long. Its product is annotated as alpha-1,3/1,6-mannosyltransferase ALG2-like. The record is from RefSeq and is a predicted model, not a curated record. Lineage: Eukaryota; Metazoa; Mollusca; Gastropoda; Lepetellida; Haliotidae. Bases 155 to 1363 code for a protein of 402 amino acids. The transcript is spliced from 3 exons. Gene Ontology annotation, molecular function: alpha-1,3-mannosyltransferase activity; GDP-Man:Man(1)GlcNAc(2)-PP-Dol alpha-1,3-mannosyltransferase activity.